Prinia subflava (tawny-flanked prinia) is the source of this 1404-nucleotide messenger RNA. Its product is annotated as fibrous sheath CABYR-binding protein-like. Gene Ontology annotation, molecular function: sequence-specific DNA binding; DNA-binding transcription factor activity. The transcript has 4 exons. Gene Ontology annotation, biological process: regulation of DNA-templated transcription. The coding region runs from base 37 to 1404 and encodes 455 amino acids. Lineage: Eukaryota; Metazoa; Chordata; Aves; Passeriformes; Cisticolidae. The record is from RefSeq and is a predicted model, not a curated record.
GCCGUUGCGCCCCGGGCGUUGCGGCCACAGUCGGCGAUGGAAGCCAUGGAGGAGCUGCCGCUGCCCGCCGGGCUCCGCGCCCGCACCUUCCCCGCCAAGCUGUGGCGCCUGCUGAACAGCCCCCGCGUCCGCUCCCUGCGCUGGGACAGCCGCGCCCGGGGGCUGCUCGUAGACCGCUGCCUCUUCGAGCGGGAGCUGCUCAGCCCGGGCGGCGCCCAGGGGCCGGCCCCGGGCACCUUCAGGGCCACGCAGUUCCGCAGCUUCGUGCGCCAGCUCUACCGCUACGGCUUCCACAAGGUGCCGGGCUGGCUGGGCGCCGCUACGGCGGGCGAUGCCGGCGCCUGGCUGCACUACAGCAACCCCUGGUUUCGCCGCGACCGCCCCGACCUCCUGCUCCGCAUCAGGCGCCGGACCGCGGCCAACAGGCAGCGGCGGGCGGCAGGGCGGGAGGGGCGCUGCCCCCGGCCCUGCGGCUCCCGGCAGCUCCCCAGGGCGCGGCCGCUGCUGCCGGGCGGGCGGGACGGGCACAGGCGCUUCACGGCGCUGCCCGGAGAGCGGCCGCCGCUGCCGCCCGGGCGCCCGCCCAGCGCCUUCCUCCCACUGCACAGGGAGCGGGGCCCGGACGGGCGGGAGCUGCGCUGCCCCCGGCCCGGCCGCUUCCAGCAGCUGCCCCGGGAGCGGCCGCCGCUCGCCCGGCGCCCGCCCUGCGGCUUCCACCUGCUGCACAGGGACCGGCCGGGGCCGGCCCGGCGGGAGGGGCCGAGCCGCUUCCAGGAGCUCUACGGGGAGCGGCCGCUGCCCGCCCAGCGGGAGGUGCUCCGGGUCCCGCCCUGCCACUUCCUCGGCCUCCACGGGGAGCAGCUGCCUCCGCUCGACGGGGAGGAGCUCAGGAUCCAGCCCUGCAGCUUCCCGCAGCUCCACGGGGAGCAGCAGCCCCCAGCCUGCAGGCCACCAGCUGCUGCGGGCACUUCAGCCCCCAGUGCUCCAGCUGGCAGUGCUGGCUGUGCAGCACCAACAGCCUCCAGCUCAGUGCAGAGUGCACCUGUGAAAGAGGAGUCACCACCACUGGAUCUGGGCCUUGAAGUGGAAAAAAUGAUCAGGGAGAUCAGGAGAUCCCUGUCUGAAAGGUCUCCAGCAUCACUGGCCUCCAGCUCAGCACAGAGUGCACCUGCAGAAGAGGAGUCACCACCACUGGAUCUCGGCCUUCAGGUGGAGAAGAUGAUCCGGGAGAUCAGGAGCUCCCUGCCUGAAAGGUCUCCCUCUGCUCAGGGGAAUCUUAAUGUUGCCCCUGAGCCUUCAGGAGAGGAGGACACUGUGAACAGGGCUGCAGCAGAGGAAGCUUCAUCUGGCACCGAGAGCUGCAGGAACAGUUCCCCAGAGCCCGAGGAGCCUGAUCCCGUGUGA